Rhinopithecus roxellana (golden snub-nosed monkey) is the source of this 685-nucleotide messenger RNA. It is a transcript of the gene CRIPTO, whose product is annotated as teratocarcinoma-derived growth factor 1. NCBI's taxonomy places the organism in Eukaryota, Metazoa, Chordata, Mammalia, Primates, Cercopithecidae. Bases 137 to 685 code for a protein of 182 amino acids. The transcript is spliced from 6 exons. The record is from RefSeq and is a predicted model, not a curated record. Gene Ontology annotation, molecular function: growth factor activity.
AUUUUCUUCUUAAAUUGCCAUUUUCGCUUUAGGAGAUGAAUGUUUUCCUUUGGCUGUUUUGGCAAUGACUCUGAAUUAAAGCGAUGCUAACGCCUUCUUUCCCGCCUAAUUGCUAAAAGCUACGGACUGCAGGAAGAUGGCCCGCUUCUCUUACAGUGUGAUUUGGAUCAUGGCCAUUUCUAAAGCCUUUGAACUGGGAUUAGUUGCUGGGCUGAGCCAUGGGGAAUUUGCACAUCCAUCUCGGGGAGACCUGGCCUUCAGAGAUGACAGCAUUCGGCCCCAGGAGGAGCCUGCGAUUCGGCCUCGGUCUUCCCAGCGUGUGUCGCCCAUGGGGAUACAGAACAGUAAGGAGUUAAACAGAACCUGCUGCCUGAAUGGGGGAACCUGCAUGCUGGGGUCCUUUUGUGCCUGCCCCCCCUCCUUCUACGGACGAAACUGUGAGCACGAUGUGCGCAAAGAGAACUGUGGGUCUGUGCCCCAUGACACCUGGCUGCCCAAGAAGUGUUCUCUGUGUAAAUGCUGGCACGGCCAGCUCCGCUGCUUUCCUCAGGCAUUUCUACCUGGCUGUGAUGGCCUUGUGAUGGAUGAGCACCUUGUGGCUUCCAGGACUCCAGAACUACCACCAUCUGCACAUACCGCUUUUAUGCUAGCUGGCAUCUGCCUUUCUAUACAAAGUUACUAUUAA